This is a messenger RNA of Penicillium daleae, 2004 nucleotides long. RefSeq names its product copper amine oxidase. The transcript is spliced from 3 exons. Gene Ontology annotation, molecular function: quinone binding; primary methylamine oxidase activity; copper ion binding. Lineage: Eukaryota; Fungi; Ascomycota; Eurotiomycetes; Eurotiales; Aspergillaceae. Gene Ontology annotation, biological process: amine metabolic process. The record is from RefSeq and is a predicted model, not a curated record. The coding region runs from base 1 to 2004 and encodes 667 amino acids.
AUGUCUUCUCUUCACCCCUUUGACCCCAUCACCCCUGGGGAGAUCCAGCUGGCUGUUCGCAUUUUGGAGGCCGCCUUCCCUGGUGUCAAAUUGCGGUACAAGCGCAUUGAUCUCCAGGAGCCCACCAAGCAUGAGACUAUUCCCUAUCUCGAGGCUGAGCGUCUCGGCAAGCCGCGUCCUCGUAAACCGGCGCGUUUGCUGAUGGCCUUGUUCCAUCGCCUUGACAAUGGUUCUUUCUACAAGGCUAUUUUGAACGCAGACACCAAGUCCGUUGUGUCAGCAAAGGAGCUUCCUAAGGAAGUCCAAGGUCCCCUGGAUUUUGAUGAGAUGAUGGAGAUUGAGGCACUUUGCUUGAGCCACCCGGCUGUUCAAGCGGAGAUUGAAAAGUUGAAACUUCCAGCUGGAGUGACAGUUUGCAUGGACCCGUGGAUCUAUGGCACUGAGGAUGCCAAUGAAUCUCGGCGCUUGUUCCAAUGCUAUAUUUACAUUGUGGCUGUUGACCACCCACAAAACAACCAAUACUCUACCCCCUGCAAGUUUUCUCCUGUCUUCGAUGGCAUCACUCGUGAGCUGGUGCGGAUGGACUAUCUCCCUGGUGGAGCCGAUACCCAGACCACGGAGACACAGCCAUGGAAGCAGGUGCCCACAGUCCAGUACGCCCAUGAACUGCUUGAUGAGCCACUGCGCACUGAUUUGAAGCCAUAUAUCGUGCAACAGCCGGAAGGUGCUUCCUUCAACGUCAUUGGCAAUGCGGUCUCAUGGCAAAAGUGGCGCUUCCGUGUCGGCUUCAACAACCGCGAGGGCUUAGUCCUGCACAAUGUGACCUAUGAUGGCCGCAACACCUUCUAUCGCUUGUCUUUCUCAGAGAUGACCGUUCCUUAUGGCGAUCCCCGUGCCCCUUACCACCGCAAGCAGGCCUUUGAUGUUGGUGACGUUGGUUUCGGCAUCACAGCAAACCAACUCUCCCUUGGCUGCGACUGUCUUGGGCAUAUCAAAUAUUUCGAUGGUUUCCGCACCGACUCCAAGGGCGAACCUGUUCAACUAAAGAAUGUAAUUUGCAUGCACGAGCAGGAUAACGGCCUGCAGCACAAGCACACUAACUACCGCACUGACGCUGCGACGGUCGUUCGCAACCGCCAGCUCGUGGUGCAGAUGAUCUGUACUGUGGCCAACUAUGAGUAUAUCUUUGCAUUCAUUCUCGACCAAGCUGCAAACAUUGAGCUUGAGGUUCGUGCGACGGGUAUUUUGUCCACCGUUCCAUUUGAUAAUACCGAAGGCCAGACCGUGCCAUGGGGUACCAAUGUGGGUCCCGGAGUGAUGGCCCCUUACCAUCAGCACAUGUUCUCACUGCGCAUUGAUCCUGCUUUGGACGGAUACAAGAAUACUAUCUAUUACGAGGAUAGUGUUCCCAUGCCCGAGGACGACUCAAACCCUUGGCUGGUCGGAUACACUACCGAGAAGAAUGUCAUCAAGAAGAGCGGCAGCGCCUCGACCAGCGUUGAGAAGCACCGUGUGUUCAAGAUCCGCAAUGAUAACAUCAUCAACCCCAUAACCCACCACCCCAUCGCCUAUAAGCUGCAAACCAGCCCAAGCCAGAUGAUCCUGGCCCAUCCCAAGUCUUUCAGCUUGAAGCGCGCGCAGUUCGCCACGCGCCCUAUCUGGGUAACCAAGUACCAAGACGAUGAGCUCUUUGCUGCCGGCGAGUUCACCAACCAGAGCAAGAAGUCCGAGGGAGUUGAAGUGUGGGCGGCACGCAACGAUAGCGUGGAGGAUGAAGAUGUUGUUCUCUGGCACACAUUCGGUCUUACCCACAACCCUCGCAUUGAAGACUUCCCUGUGAUGCCCAUGGAGCGUGUCAGCGUCAUGCUCAAGCCGGACGGUUUCUUCACUAAGAACCCGGCCCUGGACGUUCCCCAGUCAUCUCAGUCGUUCAACCAGUCCACCCAGCACCCGGAGCCAUCUUGCUGCUCUGGGCCACAGGAUCGGAACCAGGUGAAGCUUUGA